CAGGAGAGUUCCAUGGCUGAGGCUAGGCACCGGGUUCCGGACCUAGGAGUGUCCAGUUGGCUGGAAAAAUGCCAGAAGAGCUCACCAGGUGCUGGGAGGCAGCCCUUUUCUGGAAAGUCCUUUUACUUGGAUCUGCCUGCUGGCAAGAAUCUCCAGUUUUUGACCGGGGCCAUCCAGCAGCUGGGUGGGGUAAUUGAGGGUUUUCUGAGCAAAGAAGUGAGUUACAUCGUGUCCAGCCGCAGGGAGGCGAAAGCAGAGAGCAGUGGGACAAGCCACAGAGGCUGUCCCAGCCCCAGGGAGGUCAGAGUGGAAAUACCAACCUCAGCUGAUCCCAAAGGCAGCCAUGCCACACCCUCGCAAAAACCUGUAGACUCGGUGCCUAUGAGCAGAGGGAAGGAGCUACUGCAGAAGGCCAUCAGAAACCAGGGGAGCAGCAGUGGAGGAGGCAGUGGGGGCAGCAGCAGCCUCCUGGCCAACGCCCGCUCCUGGGGAGUGAGGAUUCUGCAUGUUGAUGAAAUGAUGAUGCAUGUGCAGCAGCUGUCUCUUGGUGCUUUAUAUGUGAGGAAACAAGAGCCAAAGACGCCAGAGGGAACAUGUCCAGCAGCAGAGUCAAGAAUGCGGAAAGUGGCCAGACUAAAGGCACCAUUCCUCAAAAUCGAAGAUGAGAGCAGGAAGUUUCGUCCUUUCCACCAUCAGUUUAAAUCCUUUCCUGAAAUUUCUUUUCUGGGACCCAAAGACGCAAGUCCCUUUGAGGCCCCGACGACCCCGGGAAGCUCGCACCAUACCAGAGAACCCAAGGACCAAGAGCCAAGCCCACGGACAACUGCCCGCACUGUCCCCAGGAGGAAGAAAGGGUACUGUGAGUGCUGCCAAGAGGCCUUUGAGGAGCUCCAUGUGCAUCUCCAGAGUGCCCAGCACCGGGGCUUUGCCCUAGAAGCCCAUCUGUAUGCAGAAGUUGAUCGCAUCAUCGCCCAGCUCAGCCACAGCUUUGCAGACAUCCCCUUCCAGGCCAGCCUCCCCAGGUGGCCAGGCUCCUCGGCUUCUGAUUGUGACCCUCUCUGUCCUGAGACUACACCCCACAGCCAGCCCUCCCUCCCGAGGGUGGCCUCUCCCAGGAUGAGGAAAGAAGAUGACCACCAGGCCCCAGGGGCCCCAGAGGAGGAUGGGACAGUGGGCAGCAUGAAGUCAUCAGCUGAACCUGCGGGGACUGGUGAGGUACCUAGACCAGUAGCGAGCUACCAGGAGCUGCAGGGGUCAGUCGAUGCCUUUGGGGCCUCUCCAGGAAUGCUGGAGUCCAGGAACCCUGCUUGCCGGUGCCUCCUGACCAGCUCUGGUUUUGCGGACCUCUCCUCUGGCCCAGACUUGGCACUUGUUGGCCACAAGCGGAAGGUUUCGUCCCCCAGUGGCAAUGCCGAGAAGCAGCCAGGGGGCUCCUGGCCACAAGCCCCUCCCUCGGUCCCAAGAGCCCCCAAACCUUGCAGUACCAGGACCAUAAGUGGCAGGCAUCUCCCCUCCCUUCCCCUGCCAGGCCAUGAUCCCAGGACCCAGGCUGCCCUCCUCCCCUUGUGCUACCCACAGACCUGCCUCUCUCUCCCAAACCCCUCACCCUGGCAGCCCACAGACAGGUCAGCAGAGUUCUGGGCCACACAGCCCCCCUGGUCUGGGGGAGGGUGGCCCCCAGGAUUGGAGGAUCCUGAGGACGUAGCUCCUGGCCCUGUCUCCCAGCAGGCUGACCAGCCCCCCAGCAGCCCCACAGCUCCAGGCCUGCUGUCUACCCACGUACACACAUCUGCCUGCACGCAGCCCCCAGAAGGGCCUACAGGGAGCCAGUCUACCUCUCUCCCCCACCAUCUGCCCACCAGUCGGGGGGCCAACUGCUCCCGAUGGUUCUGGAACUCCCAGCCUCUCCAUGUCCCCUGCCUCCCUGGCUCCCACUUCCACAUCUUCAUGGACCAGCCCCAGCCCAGUGCUGGCAGAGAACUGCUCCUCUGAGUCCCCCUGGGCCACACGGGCUCCAGGCUUGAUGGCCACACACAAGAUACACUUCUGCUUGUUGUUGCACCCCUGGCCAAGGCUGACCAGAAGCAGAGCCCCAGGACCCCCCACAAAGAGCCAGAAGGCGCCCCGGGCCUGCCCUUUGAGGUCCAAGUAGACAGCUGCCGUGGCCACGCUCAGUGGAGCCCACAGGCGGGCAGGCCUUUGUCUCCUCAGGUCACACUGGCUCUGCUGCCCAGUGAGGCCUCACCUGCAGAGGGUUCGCUGGGAGUGGGUCUUGCCCUGCAUCAGCCCAGCUUAGCCCUUGUGCAGGAAAAAUUGAAGGAAGAAUUGGCUGAAGGGCAGAAACAGCUGCAGAGGAAGGAGGCCGUAAGCCCGGUUCUGAAGCUGCCCAGGCCUCCUGGUGUGGGGGGCGGCUCCUGA
This is a messenger RNA of Trichechus manatus latirostris (Florida manatee), 2418 nucleotides long. RefSeq names its product DBF4B-CDC7 kinase regulatory subunit (gene DBF4B). NCBI's taxonomy places the organism in Eukaryota, Metazoa, Chordata, Mammalia, Sirenia, Trichechidae. Gene Ontology annotation, cellular component: Dbf4-dependent protein kinase complex. Gene Ontology annotation, molecular function: zinc ion binding; protein serine/threonine kinase activator activity; nucleic acid binding. The record is from RefSeq and is a predicted model, not a curated record. Gene Ontology annotation, biological process: positive regulation of nuclear cell cycle DNA replication; regulation of cell cycle phase transition.